Argentina anserina (silverweed cinquefoil) is the source of this 1175-nucleotide messenger RNA. RefSeq names its product probable S-adenosylmethionine carrier 2, chloroplastic. Gene Ontology annotation, cellular component: mitochondrial inner membrane; chloroplast envelope. Gene Ontology annotation, molecular function: S-adenosyl-L-methionine transmembrane transporter activity. Gene Ontology annotation, biological process: transmembrane transport. The record is from RefSeq and is a predicted model, not a curated record. The coding region runs from base 43 to 954 and encodes 303 amino acids. The transcript has 12 exons. Lineage: Eukaryota; Viridiplantae; Streptophyta; Magnoliopsida; Rosales; Rosaceae.
AAAAGAGUUAGCUCAGCAGCAGUUCCAAAUCGUGCACCGGCAAUGCAACCGGAAUCUUGUCAGCCACAUCCACAUGAUGUCAUAAGCUGCAAAACGAGUGAAGACCCAAAUGCCUCGCCAUUUGAUUUCUUGGGUGUAUUCUGCGAUAGUGUCAUAGCUGGUGGUGCUGCUGGUGUUGUUGUGGAAGCCGCAUUGUACCCAAUUGACACCAUUAAAACUCGAUUACAGGUUGCUCAUGCUGGAGGAAAGAUUAUGUUGAAGGGCCUAUAUUCCGGGUUGGCUGGAAAUCUUGCCGGUGUUUUACCGGCUUCUGCUAUAUUUGUUGGUGUAUAUGAACCUACGAAGCAGAAAUUGCUGAAGUCACUCCCAGAUAAUCUCAGUGCCUUAGCUCAUCUGACUGCAGGUGCUAUUGGAGGUGCUGCUUCUUCUAUUGUACGAGUGCCAACAGAGGUUAUCAAGCAAAGGAUGCAAACUGCGCAGUUUGCUUCUGCCCCAGAUGCUGUUCGCCUUAUUAUUGCUAAGGAGGGUUUCAAAGGUCUUUACGUGGGGUAUGGAUCAUUUCUAUUGCGAGAUUUACCAUUUGAUGCACUUCAGUUUUGCAUCUAUGAGCAGCUUCAAAUAGGUUUUAAACUAGCGGCACGAAGAGAUCUGAAUGACCCUGAAGUUGCUAUGAUUGGUGCUUUUGCUGGUGCAAUAACUGGUGCUUUAACUACUCCUCUUGAUGUGAUAAAAACGAGAUUAAUGGUUCAGGGAUCUGGAAAUCAGUACCAAGGAAUUUGUGACUGUAUUGGGACCAUAAUAAGAGAAGAAGGAAAUCAUGCUCUUUGGAAGGGCAUUGGGCCACGAGUACUGUGGAUAGGUAUUGGAGGUUCGAUUUUCUUUGGUGUUCUUGAAAGGACGAAGCAAAUACUUGAGCAAAGGCGCAUCAGGGAUCAGGAUUCCAAGCAUUACUGAAGCUAAUUGAUAUGUGUUUUGAUGGUUAGGAUGCACACAGUAGGUGCUAGGCAAAUAUUUUGAACUAGUUUGCUUCAUAAAAUCUAAAAAGAAAGGGUAGAUGUCAGUCUGCUUGAAUGUGUAAACGAGAAACGUAAUCCUAGUUGCCUUGUAAUGGUCUACUUAAGUAUACUCAUAAACUUUAAAUUAGUAUUAUGUAGCUUAUGAUUCACUUAUGAUGA